Penicillium egyptiacum is the source of this 2883-nucleotide messenger RNA. The record is from the annotation of a GenBank genome assembly. Lineage: Eukaryota; Fungi; Ascomycota; Eurotiomycetes; Eurotiales; Aspergillaceae.
AUGCCCUUCACAGCUAAAGAAAGGAAGAAGGUUGAAAAACUGAGACGGAAGUACAGGAUUGAAUUCCGCGGAGAAGUGCCAAGCCAUGAAUGGCCCGACAGCCAUCGUCCAACGUUCACCGCGGUUGAUGAGUUAAGCAAGAGGCAGUUCGACACCUACGCGGCUUGUGCAAUAGCUAUUGAAGAUGCACCAUGGACUGCAGAAAUAAAGAACCACGCUGAGGAACUCUCUGAGCGCGCUAAGCGCUGUGUGAGUCGAAAUGAAUCGACCUGGCGGUUUGCGUGCGAACCCUACGCCUUGGCCCGACUUACUUCAGAAGUCGUAUGCAAGUUUUGUCGGAAGAGAGUAUGGCGUUCGGAAAUCGAAGCCACAAGUGAGGGGAACUCGAUUAUGACAGAAGCCCUGCGUGCUCGGCAAAAUAAACGAGAACCAUGUCGCUGUUCGCGAGACUUCAGGCUUGGGGAUUUAAUGGAAGCUGUCGGGCUGAAUCGGAUUUUUGGCCACCGGGAGGAUGAAAUGGUACACCACGAUUCAACUAUCCAGCAAGAACUACCGAGAGCGACAAAACCGGAUGCAAUUUACGGACUUCGACAGACUCGAAACAUUGAAAACCUCUUGAACGACACGGCCUGUAUAGGUAGACCGGAGGAUGGUCAGGAUAUACUUGUUCAUGAGUCCCUGGGAGAGCCUCCGCUUAGUGAAGAAGGAGACCCAGUGGUGUUCCCAUUUCUUCUUCUCGAGGCAAAGUCAGCGAAGGCAGCCGAUAGUGACUGGCAUUCCAUUCAAUUGCAAUCCGCGUUUCCGGUGCGGACCCUGUUAUGCACGCAAGAGUCGUUGAAGAAUAUGACUGAGCCGCACGCGAAGCGCCAAGCUGAUCCACUAGUCUGGCUAUUAAUGAAUAGAGGAGAAGAUUGGCGAGUCUCCGCAGCAUGCGUAUAUAAUGAUGCAGCCGAGAAACCUGGGACUGUUGGUACUACUGAAUAUCAAAUUUUUGACCUAUGGAGAGGCUCAAUUACAUCGAAAAACGGGGCAUUGCAGCUUCUGCUGAUUGUCGAUUACGUGUUUGAGUGGGCUCGUGACAUUUAUCGCGAGGACAUAUUGAGCAAACUCAGGAUCGUAGCAUCAGGGCAGAAUGAUUGUGCAAGCAUGAUUCAUCCAGACACUGACAUACUUUCCACAUUGACGUCAAUGCAUCCUACCAUGUCAGAUGAGGACCAUGGAAGCACCCAGGACAGCUACCAUCAGGGUCUCAAGGAUUUUGAAGCACUGGACAGCAAAUGGGGGAUCAUUCGACAUGCCACCUUUGUCGAGAGUCAAUAUCGUUGCUUUUUCGUGACAAGGGACAAUGUGACGACAAUGCUACAAUCAACUCAAGAUCAAGCUAGGCAAAUCCUCGCCAGACAAAUUAUCACAAAGUUGCAAGAGGUUCCUCUAUUGAUAAGUUGGGCCUGUCUGAGUAUGAUUGAGGAGGAGUGGACUGGACGUUCUCGGAUGCCACGAUCACAUCAUCUCGAUCAAAUCAAAUUCUAUGCUGUAGUGACAUAUGCCUCAUUUCUACUGCCGAACUGGGCGCAGGUUCGGGAAUUGACCGUGAUCGCCAUCGCUGAAGACGCAUUUGAGCAUCUCGUUACGGCCUCUAUGUACAGCCGACGGCGAGCAUCUUCUCAACCGCCUUUGGUGGGAAAGGAAUGUGAAAUCGAAGUGCUGAAGAAUAUGAUCGCUAAACUUCAUGCGGGAAAUAUGAGGCAUACCCUCUUCGCUGCCAUCCGACGAAUUUGCUUGAGGGUAGAUGGCCGGGGAUCUCAGAUUCGUUUGGUGGCCAGCAAUGCAAUUCCUAGGGAUAUCGUCCAUUACAUUUACAACCAUUUCAAGAAAGGACAACUCGAACCCCAGGAGCCAUUUUUGCAUACAUCGAGUUCCUUUGACCAGAUACAUUUGUCAAAUUCAUCACUGGAGCCUUUUGACUUUGGAAAUCUCAAUGUUUCCUCAGACGGGUGCGUUCUGGUCUAUGCUCACGGCCAUCAACACGAUGCUGGACGCCAGAUGAGCUCAGUAUGCGUCUUUUUCACAGAUGGACCACCCGAUUUACCAACGCAGGAGAUUUUAGGUAUGGCAAUCAAAAACACAUUUGAGAACCAUGAUGUCUAUCACACCUCGCGGAUUCAUAGGGUCCCGAAUUUCCGCGGGUUCGCAAAGGAUAAAGCUGGAAAACGUUGGAAUAUUCAAAAUUCCUAUGGUAUUUUCUCGGAAGGAUUUCAAUUUGUGGACUGGAUUUUAUUUCUGGGAUGCGGACCUCCUGUUCGCCAAGGUUCAUCAUGGCCCGGGACAAGCGCGGAUCUCUUUUUACGCAAUCAUUACCCCUGGCAGGAACCUGGAUACAUAUAUUCGGCCAUCGCCAGGCGGAUCUUUGUUAUUUACAAAAUUGUCACUCGGGAAGUUCGAUACUGGCGAACUAUUGCGAAAGAAUGCAAAGACCGGGGCAUCGACUGCUGCGAUAUUUGCGCCGGUGAAGUGGAAUUCGGGGACAAGAUUUGCGACGAGUGCAGUGCUGAAAUCUUCGCCCAAGUAGACGAGUUUUGGUUCGAAAAUGCACUUCUCGGGAAGCAGCCAAUUGACUACAGACCCAUCAACCCAGAGCUUCAAGAAUACGCGCAAAACUUGCGUUUCAAGAUGGACGAACAUGAAGCAGACGAUAUCGAUGUCAAGUUUGAGAAACAUCUUAGUUUCUAUGAGGAAUUAGAUGAGGGAUACAAUGACUUACAGGAAUUACGAGUGCAAACUAGGAAGUUUGAGAGGAUUCAUAGGGAAGCAGAGUGGCCUUCCAGGAAACGGAGAAGGUCAAGUGAGAUAACUUCGGAGACUGACUCUAUAGAGCAGAUGUAA